CGCGUCGUCGACGGUGCCCGCGCUCGCCCGCGUCCGAAUGCGCGCGGCGGUGUACGACCACGCCGCGCCCGAGGGCGUGAAGGUCGUCCAGCGCGCGGCGCCGUCGUCGCCGCCGCCGCGCGGGAACGGGAACGAGGUCCUCGUCCGCGUCCGCGCGUGCGGCGUCAACCCCGUCGACGCGAAGGAGGUAGUGGGCGACAAGCUCCCGGGAUUCCUCCGGCCCAUCGCGCGACGGCUCGUCACGAACGGGAAGACGUGCGGGUUCGACCUCAGCGGCGUCGUCGAGAGCGCGCCCGCGGGGUCGACGUUCCGCCCAGGCGACGAGGUCUUCGGCGCGGUCCCGCCGCUGCGAGGGAGCUUCUGCGAGCUUGCGCGCGUGCCGUCGAAUCAGCUGUGUCGAAAGCCGAGCGCGCUGACGCACGCCGAGGCCGCCGCGCUCGUCCUUCCCGGUCUGACUGUCGUGCAGCUUCUCUCGCAGCACGGGUUCGAGCCCGGUCAGAGGGUGCUCGUGAUCGGCGCGAGCGGCGGCGUCGGGCACGUCGCGGUGAAGGUGCUGAGAGCGUUCGGCGCGGGGAGCGUGACGGGGAUCUGCGGCGAGCGAAACGUCGCCUUCGUGAGAAGCCUCGGCGCGGACGACGUCGUGGCGUACGACUCGAGGGAGAACCCUAACCCUAGUGGUGUUUACCCUAAAGGUGGUGGUUUAGGAUCGCGAGACGGCGACGGUCGCGACCGCGUGAUGGACGCGCUGGCGGCGAUCGUGGAAAAGAACGGCGCGCCUUUCGACGUCGUCGUCGACGCCGUCUCCAGCGGUGACGCCGUCGACGCGGCGCACGCGUACGAACGCCGCGUGUUAACGCACGACAACCCGCCGUUACUCGCGACCGGCGCGAACAGCGAUCCACACAACUACGUCACGAUCGGCGCGAAGUUUAGCGGGUGGGUCAAAGCCGGGUUGAAACGCGUCGCCGGGGUGAACGCCUUCCCGCCGCGACGCGAGUUGUUUUGGAUCACAUUUCCAAACUGCGCGAACGACCUCGAGACGUUGCGCGCGCUCGCGGACGAGAAGGGUCUCCGGCCGUCGAUCGAGACGGUCGUCCCGCUGACGGACGACGGCGUGCGAGAGGCGUUUCGGAGGCUGAAGAGCCGGCGGACGCGAGGGAAGAUAGCGAUCGAGGUGUAGAGGACGCGCGGGACGGGCGGCGGCGGCGGAUGGGUGGAGCGGAAGCUGAGGCGCGUUCUCUACAAAAAAUGUUCAUCGGGCAGUUGAAAGGAGACGCGAUCAAGUGUUG
Molecule: messenger RNA, 1289 nt
Organism: Micromonas pusilla CCMP1545
Lineage: Eukaryota; Viridiplantae; Chlorophyta; Mamiellophyceae; Mamiellales; Mamiellaceae
Exons: 1
Coding region: 38-1180 (380 amino acids)
Molecular function (GO): oxidoreductase activity
Source: RefSeq, a predicted model, not a curated record